Messenger RNA from Closterium sp. NIES-65, 3144 nucleotides. The record is from the annotation of a GenBank genome assembly. NCBI's taxonomy places the organism in Eukaryota, Viridiplantae, Streptophyta, Zygnematophyceae, Desmidiales, Closteriaceae.
AUGAAUCUCCCAUUCGCGCCUUCCCAGCGCCGCGUUGCUCUCGACUUACUAAUCUUUAAAGAACUCACCGCCGCCCUCCGCGCCUGCCGAGCGCCGUCGCCGCUCAUCCCCGCUGCGCUGCUUGCGAUCCGCCUCUUGGUGUCCCUUCAUCCGCCCUCAACCCCCCCCUCCCCCCCAUCUUCCCCUUCUUCCCCUCUUCCCUUUACCCCUCCCCCCCCCCACCCCCCUCUCCGCGCCCCUCCCCUCCCCCAUCCGCGCGCCGCGCAUCCGCGCAGCACGCCAGCGAGCAGCUGUUUGAUAGGCUAUCAGAUACCGCUGGUGGUGAUCGCGUCGGUGCUGCUGCUCGCCGCAAUCGUCGGGCUGGUGGGGCUCGCGUGCGACCACGGCGGGCUGGGCGGCCUGCACCUCCUGCUCGCCGUCGCGGGCCUCCUCGCGCUCAUCGGCUACACCAUCUUCGCGUUCGUGGUGACGACGGGCGGCGCGGCGGAGAAGAGCCGCGGGCAGACGGUGUACGCGCCGGCGACGUUUUCGUCGUGGAUGCAGCAGCAGGUGUGGAACGACGCCACGUGGAGCGCGCUGCAGACGUGCCUCAAAGACAUCCACACGUGCAGCGACCUCCGCGACUACGCGCCCGCGCAGCUGCAGGGGAAACAACUCUCCCCGCUCGAGGCGGGGUGCUGCAUGCCGCCAGAGAACUGCUUCGUGAACUCCUCGCUGCCCACCUUCUUCUCCUUUGCCUUCGAGCUCCCCUCCACUGACGCCCACCCCAUCACUGACAACGCCCCUGCCGCCGCCGCUGCUGUCCUGCGCGACCCGCGCAACUGCAGCGCGUUCAGCCUGGAGUCCAACCAGCUGUGCUACAGCUGCGAGUACUGCAAGGGCGGCGUGCUACAGCAGCUCAAAUCGGAUCUCCUUGUAGAGGCGUACUUCGGCGUGGGAGUGGCGUGCACGAUGCUGCUGGUGGCCAUGGUCAUGUGCUGCACGCAGUGGGGCAAGGGGGGGCGCAACGACGACAAGAGGCGGCUUCUGGACGACCGGGGUGUGAGCAUGAGCCGCACUGCCUGCUUCCAGGGAGGGCCGAACCUCAACCGCGUGAACACGUACCAGAGCCAGGGCGGGCCUCAGUUCAACCGGGUCAACACGUAUCAGAGCCAGGGCACGCCCGAUUUCAAUCGAGUCAACACCUACCAGAUCUAUGGUGGGGAGCCGGAUUUUCAGCGGGCAAACACUUACCAGAGUGGUCGGGAUGGGUUCAGCCGCCCGAUGUCUCAGCAGGGGAAGCGCGGUGGGGGGCAGCACCAGGGGUAUGGGAGGAUCGGCGACAUGCCAUCGCCGCGUAACAGCGAUUUCGGAAUGGACGAACCAGAUCUGGAGAGGAACAGGACCUGGAGCGCCAGCAACCCGCCUCCCGGGGAGGCCAGGACUCCGCGGGGAGGGGGAGGGCGCGGGCGAGGGAGGGGACGUGGAAGGGGACGGGCGGGAAGAGGCGGAGGGGGGAGGACACCGGAGCCUGGGGAAGGGCAUGCGCGAAGGGAGACCUGGGGGUCGGAGGGAGGUGGGAAUGUUGGGCAAGGCGGUGAGUACAUGGAAACGCCUCCGCCUGCACGUGCCCAGGAGAGGCCGCAGACCUCCCCGCAGCCGGUAGCACCGCUGCCGCCGCCACCCCAGGUUGAGGAUGUGGAGGCACAAGCGGGCGGUAACAUGGACAUAGCCGGCGCGACGGAGUGCGUGCAGUUUCUUCGCAUCCCGCUGAUCGUCGUCGGCAGCGUGCUGUGCGCCGUGGCUCUCGCCGGGUUCAUCGGCGCCGUUAACGACAUCGCAUGGCUGCUCUUCAUCUACCUCGCUGUAGUCUUCAUCGCUAUAUGGGUGCUCCUCGGAUUUACAGUGUUCGCGUUCAUCGUGACAAAUCAAGCGGUGGCGGACGCGGUGUCGAACAAGGGCGUGGGCUCGUGGAAAACGACAGAUUUCUCCAUGUGGUUACAGAAUCAAGUCACGGAGCAGUCCAAGUGGGCGCCCAUCCAGGCGUGCCUCGCGGCCGGCAACACGUGCGGCGUGCUCAGCCAGACCAACACGACUGCUUCUUCGUCGCUCACCGCCAUCCAGGCCGGUUGCUGCUACCCCCCCCAGUCCUGCCCCUCCGCACCCCUCUCUGCCACCUCGCGCGCAGACCUCCCCGCAAACACCACUGAUGCCGCCGCCGCCGCCGCUGCUCUCGCUUCCGCAGUCAACUCGACAAUUUCAACCGGCAGUUUCACAGGCGACUGCCUGGUGUACGGCAGCGAGCCGGCGAAGCUGUGCUACGGGUGCGACACGUGCAAGGCGGCGUUCCUCAAGACGCUGCGCGACCAGUGGCGCAUGGUGGCGUUUGUUCGCAGCGCCGGCGCGACAGAGUGCGUGCAGAUCAUUCGAAUCCCGCUGAUACUCGCCGGCAGCGUGCUGUUCGCCGUGGCUCUUGCCGGGUUUAUUGGCGCCGUUAACGACAUUGCAUGGCUGCUCUUCCUCUACCUCGCUGUAGUCUUCAUCGCUAUAUGGGUGCUCCUCGGAUUCACAGCGUUCGCGUUCAUCGUGACGAACCAGGCGGCGGCGGACGCGGUGUCGAACAAGGCCGUGGGUUCAUGGAAUACGACGGAUUUCUCCACGUGGCUACAGAACCAAGUCACGGAGCAGUCCAAGUGGGCGCCCAUCCAGGCGUGCCUCGCGGCGGGCAACACGUGCGGCGUGCUCAGCCAGACAAACACGAUUGCGUCCUCAGCGCUCUCCCCUAUCCAGGCCGGUUGCUGCUAUCCCCCCCAGUCCUGCCCCUCCGCGUCCCUCACCGCCACCUCGCGCGCAGCCUUCCCGACCAACACCUCGGCCGCUAAUGCCACCGCAGCCACCGCCGCCGCGCUUGCUUCCACAGUCAACUCCACGAUCUCAACUGGCAGUUUCACCGGCGACUGCCUGGUGUACGGCAGCGAGCCCACGAAGCUGUGCUACGGGUGCGACACGUGCAAGGCUGCUUUCCUCAAGAUGUUGCGCGAUCAGUGGCGCAUUGUGGCGUUUGUAUGCCUGGGCGUGUCGCUGCUGCUGCUCGUUAUCUACAUUGUUGGCUGCUGCGCCUACCGCAGCGCCAAUCAGCGUGAAGGUUUUCUUGGGAAGGUUUAA